AUGUUUACUAAAUCACCCACAGAAUGUCAUAAAAAAUAUCAAAGCCUUUUAAAUUUGAAUUUAUUACCUGAUCAUCACAAAAGAACUAGGAAAAAAAAAUAUGAAAAAGAAUCAACUGCGAUUUGGAAAGAUGAGGAAAUCAAACUUUUGAACGAUUUGUUUGAGCUAUAUGGACGUAAGCGGUAUAAAAUUUGUAAAAACUUUCCAAAUAAAAGUUCUCAUGAGAUAGAAUAUUUCGUUAAAAAAAAUCCUGAUAAAUUCCCUUCAUUAUAUAAAUCUAUUCAUAGCACAUCAGUUAAAUGGUCAAAAGAUGAAAUGAAGGUAUUAAACGAUUUGAUUUUAAAAUAUAGGAAUAAUUAUGAUUUGUUUUUAAAAUAUGCAUCACCUAGAACUCCGACACCAUCAUCAACAAUGUCAUCAGAAUCAACAACACCGUCGUCACAUCUUCCUUGGUCGAGGCAUGAGAUAAAUAAGUUGAAUGAGCUCGUUGAAAAAUAUGGUCAAAAUUGGAACAAAAUAUCUGAACAUCUUCCUGGUAGAAUAGCCGCUUCUUGCGAAUUGAAAUAUGAUUUAUCAUGGAAUUUAUUAUGGAAUCAAACUGACGAUAGCAAAGCUGCCUCAUUAGUUAAACACGAUUGGCCAAAAGAAGUAAUCGAUGCAGUCAAUUUACUUGUAAACAAAUAUGGCAAAUGGCAAUUGAUUCCAUUGCUGUUACCAGAAUUUACACCUUUCUUUUGUAAUUCUCGUAUUCCCAAGACACAUAAAUGGAAAUCAAUUGAGAAAAAAAGUUUGAAAGAAUUAAUUGGUAAAUAUGGGUUUGAUUGGGAUAAACUUGUUUGUUUUUUCCCACAUAAAGGUCCGAGUGAAUUACGCCGACACGCAUUAAAACACAUUACAGAUUAUCAUCCUUAUUAUCAUGUAUCACGAGAAAUUAAAUCAAAGGCUCAACAUGUAGAAUUUUAUAAACCAAAUUAUCGAUCGUUACCAAAACCGGUACAAGACAACAGUAACUGUUGGACUAUUUCACGCAAAUUUUGGACGGAUACGGAAAGGAAUUUAUUGAAAGAUUUAUUAAAACAAUAUGGACACAAUUACGAACAUUUGACUUCAUAUUUUCCUGGUAGAACAUUCAAAUCCAUUAAGAAUCAAGUAUUAAUUAUGUGGACACCUGAUGAAGAAAUUCAAUUAGUCAAGUUGGUUGAAGUAUAUCAUGGAAAGUGGAAGGAAAUAUCUGAAAUUAUGAAAAUUAGAAGCCCAAGUGCUUGUUAUAGAAAAUAUUACAGUAUUUUAAAUCCUGAAAGUAAAAGAGAACAAUUAAAAACGCAUUAA
Molecule: messenger RNA, 1329 nt
Organism: Entrophospora candida
Lineage: Eukaryota; Fungi; Glomeromycota; Glomeromycetes; Entrophosporales; Entrophosporaceae
Source: the annotation of a GenBank genome assembly